AGCAUACAUCCCUGACCAGUGCCCACUAUUUGUGACGUUGUAAGACCAUAUCUAGUAGGUGGGGGCACCUGGUUGCUCCGCAACGGUUCUUUGCAACCAAUACAAUCCAAGAUACAUCAAUAAUUAAGCUUAGAACCAAGACAUCACACCUAAGGUAAAGACGUGAAGCCAACAUUGAACGCGAUUAUCCUGUACUUACGCCUCUCUCAAGUCCCCUUUUCCAUUCUCUUUUACGAUAUUAUUCUCCGAAUACAAUCACAAACAUCGAACCCGGUUUUUUCCAUUUUCCCAAAGCCAAACGUGACUUGACUUGGGAUUCACCGAUUUUCCUAACGAACCAUAUUCUUUCGAAAAUCGUUUCUACUUUAUUUUGAUCAUUAGGAUCUGAGACAAGCCCUCGGGUAAUCUUGGUCGCGACAAUGGCCACGCCAGCGGGAUAUAAGCCAUCACCUCUUGGUUACGGCUCUCCUCGAAGUUCCCCUUUCCGUCGCCCCGGCUCCCCUGCAUCGCCGUCAACACCUAAAUACACCACUCCCACGACCUCGCCCACCAAGUCCAGCGCCGUGCACACUGCCUCUACUCCCUCCAGAUUCGCUGCCACCGUAGAGUCGCCCACGAGCGAUUCCGAUAGUCAGACGCCCCGCGGGUUGAGCCAGACCGCCGAUAUGGCACCAUACCGAUCCCUCGCUUCCCCCGCCCACAUAUCGUCAGCCAGGUCCCCACCGCCGUUGCAAGGGAACGCCCUCUCCCAGCUACAGCCGGCGCAGGUCAGAGUGCUCAGAGAUGGAUUCCAGAUCUUGGAUAGAGACAGUGACGGAGUCGUGAAUAAAGAGGACGUCGCAGACAUGCUCAACCAGUUAGGCCUCCCCUCCAAGCCCUCCGACGUCUCGCAAUUCUUCCCCGCCUCGGGGCCUUACACGACAACGCUAGCCGUAUUCCUCAACUCGAUCGCAUCAACACUGACGGCGAUGUCGCCGCCAGCGGAGCUGCUGUCGGCGUUCGCGGCGUUCGACGAGGACGACAGCGGGCAGGUGGACCUGAUGGAGCUGCGGGACGCGCUGCUGCACACGGCGGCGGAGCCCGGAGAGCGCGCGCUGACGCCGAGCGAGGUCGACAAGAUCAUGGGCGGCUUCAGCGGCCGCCGCGCGUUCAGCAAGAGCAUGGCGGGCGGGCUUGGUCGCCGUGGAGAGGUGUUUCGAUACCAGGAGUUCGUCAACUCGAUCGUCGGGGGCAAUGGGUCGUCGGAGCCGAGCUCGAAUGAAAGUUCGGAGGGGUGAAGGAUAGGGAUUGUGGAUGCGGAUGCCCAUGUGUACCUAUGUGGGGGUGUAUGUCGUGUAUGAGUAUGAGUAUGAAGUCUGAUGAUGAGUACGACUAGUCUAUGGGAUCAAAAGUGAUGGCCCUUCUGUUGUUCUUGUGUUUCAGGACCUACGGUGUAUGUAAGGUGAACUGGUGAAGAAAACACACACAAGUCCCUGCAUGAGAUUACAGCCUUGGGAGUGGGAACUAGACAUAAAGUGUCACGGUGGUUGAAUGAAUAUGGAAGUGCCUUAAUUAUGUAGCCAAUGAAGUAUUCGAUGUUGUAUGGAUAUAAAGAAUAAUACACAUUACGUAAUUAACAGUCUGGUAUAUGCAUAUGAAUGUAUCAUAGUAUAGAUUUAUGUACAUAUAUGUAUGUAUGUACAUAGGACUG
Molecule: messenger RNA, 1690 nt
Organism: Hypoxylon fragiforme
Lineage: Eukaryota; Fungi; Ascomycota; Sordariomycetes; Xylariales; Hypoxylaceae
Product: EF-hand
Exons: 4
Coding region: 420-1277 (285 amino acids)
Biological process (GO): mitotic cytokinesis; actomyosin structure organization
Cellular component (GO): myosin II complex; cytoplasm
Molecular function (GO): myosin heavy chain binding; cytoskeletal motor regulator activity; calcium ion binding
Source: RefSeq, a predicted model, not a curated record